Molecule: messenger RNA, 2295 nt
Organism: Schistosoma rodhaini
Lineage: Eukaryota; Metazoa; Platyhelminthes; Trematoda; Strigeidida; Schistosomatidae
Source: the annotation of a GenBank genome assembly
AUGAGUCAUAAAAUUAAGUCGGAAGUCAGCUCAUAUUACAAACACGAUAAGGCUACUGUAAAUCACCGCAGAAGUUCUAGUGUUGAUAGUAACGAUGAUAAAAUGUCUUAUGUCAGUCGGUCGUCUAAUCAUAAACAUAGCAAGACUAGGCCUCAUAGUUCGAUUAAGUCAACAACCCAUUCAGAACACAAGAAAUCCCACCAUUCUUCCAAAAAGAAAAGAAAAAAGCAUAGAAGGUCAUCCUCUAACUCAUCGUCUUCUUCAUCAUCAUCGUCGUCAUGUGACAAUCGCUCUGAUAAUGGAACCACGAAGAAACACACAUCAUCUGCUACUGUUCCCAAGGAAUUGUUGUCUCUUUCACUGGAAGAAAUACAAAAGAUUAGUGAAGAAAGGCGACAAAAGAAGGCUUUGAUGAAAAUCCUAGAAACACCAGAAGAGAAACGAGCCAGACGUUUAGCUAAAAAAGAAGCUAAAGAACGUUGGAGACGCGAACGAAUGGGAUGGGAUAAAGAGUAUUUAGGUUAUACAAAUGAAGAUAAUCCAUUCGGUGAUCAUCGUCUUUCUGAAUCAUUUGUCUGGAAACGGAAAUUAGAAAGACAAGGAUUGUCACAUUUGUCCAAAGAGGAUCUUCAAGUCUUACAAAAAAAGAAAAUGCAAGAGAAUAAAAUGGAAUUGGAAGCUGUUCGACGUAGACGUAUUGAAAGAGAACGAGAACGUGAACAGCAUGAGAAAGAAAUGGAAAUGAUGCAACGAGAUAAAGAAGCAGAAUAUUAUCGAUCAUGGGAACAACAAGAAGACAAUUUCCAUUUACAACAAGCUAAAUUACGUUCUCGUAUUCGUAUUGCUGAUGGACGUGCCAAACCAAUUGAUUUGUUAGCAAAAUAUAUAGCUGAUCAAGAGGAAGAUUCAAUGGAGUUUGAAAUAUCAGGUGUAGUGGAAAUUUUGGAACCGACACAAUUUCUUGUUGGCUUAGGUAUAGAAGAUUUAGAAGAUUUACUUGAAGAUAUUAAGGUAGUGUAUAUGGAAUUAGAAAAAGGUUGUAAUGCAGAAUAUUGGCGUGAUAUUACAACUGUUGUUGAAGAUGAAUUAAAUAAAUUGCGUCGAUUAGAAGAAAAUAGCGGAGUAGCUGGUGCAUGCGGUGCCGAUACCAGAGGUCGUAGUUCGGCUACUAUUAGUCAGUCUGUUAUGCAAAGUGUUGCGGAAACGUUAAAAGGCAAAACAUACAAUCAAUUAAGUGCAUUAGAGAAACAAAUUGCUCCAAAGCUGCGUGGUGGUGAAGGUGUAGAUGUGACUUAUUGGGAAACAUUAGCUCAAUUUGUUCGUGCUCAAAUGGCCCGUACUCGUCUACGUGAUAUGCAUCAAAACAAUCUUAAACGUAAAUUAGAAUGUUUACGUCAAGCUCAAGGUAUUGUCUCAGAACCAUUAUUUCCUAGUGCUGCUGUUAAACAGUCAAAUGAUCGUGUCGAAUCGGACAUUGAACAACCUGCUCAGCCUACUGAAGAGGAAAAUGAUCCUGAAAAUUUCAUCCCACCUCCCUUACCUCCGAUUGAAUUGAACAGAGACGGUAAUCCAGUUAGUAAUAAUGCUAUUGAAGAUUUACACAGCGCUGAAGCUAUCAAAGCUGUUCGUGCAGCUGAACUACAAGCGGCGGCUUUGAUUGAAGAAGAACCGUACAAUCCAUCGCUUUAUUCACCACCACGUAUAAAUCCAGAUGAUUUAGAAUUGGACGCCGUUAUUUAUAAUCCAGAAGAUGAUCAAGCAAAAAUUGAAUAUCAGCGUCAAGAAGUUUUACGUACAGGAACGAUGCAAGCUACUGAAGAAGAAGAGCUUAUAAGGCGAGCUAGAGAAGGCAUGGAAGAUGGUGAAGAUGCACAAUUCUCAGUUAUGAUUCCAGUUGAAGAUCAAUCUUUUCUUUGGUCCGAUAAAUAUAGACCAAGAAAACCACGUUUCUUUAAUCGUGUUCAUACUGGUUUUGUAUGGAACAAAUAUAAUCAAACACAUUAUGAUUUAGAUAAUCCACCGCCCAAAAUUGUUCAAGGCUAUAAAUUCAAUGUUUUUUAUCCAGAUUUAAUUGACAAAACUAAGACACCAACUUAUACAUUGACAGCAUGUGGUGAACCAGAAAAAGAUUUUGCUAUUCUACGUUUUAUCGCUGGACCACCAUAUGAAGAUAUUGCAUUUAAAAUUGUUAAUCGUGAAUGGGAAUAUUCAUAUAAGCAUGGAUUUCGAUGUCAAUUUCAAAAUAAUAUCUUUCAGUUAUGGUUUCAUUUUAAACGAUUUCGUUAUCGUCGAUAA